AUGGCUCAUAAUAGUUCAACCUACUGCGGAAAAUGUUUGAAAACUUGUAUUUCUUUGUGAAAAUAAUGAAAAAAAUGGAAUGAAAGAAGAAAUGAAGCAAUCUAGCCGAACAAAGUCCCAAACAGGAGAGAAAUCCCAAUCAAGGCUUGGAAAGCUCAACGCGGCAGGCCACAAACUCAAUUGGAUUACACAGGAUAUUUGCCUGGCGAGGCAGCGAGGCUCUGCCCGUUCCGCUGCCGACGGAGGCAAGGGCCGAGCAAGGGCCGGCCCGAGCGGCUCUUCCGGCCUUUCUGCUUCUUCUCCAAUAG
Messenger RNA from Caenorhabditis auriculariae, 308 nucleotides. The record is from the annotation of a GenBank genome assembly. Lineage: Eukaryota; Metazoa; Nematoda; Chromadorea; Rhabditida; Rhabditidae.